AGCUUGAACAUGUCUGAACAUUCCGACAAGGGAACAAUUACAUUGGAAGGUAUCUGGCUGUUUUCACGGCGCAUGUCUCCACAUAUCUGAAGACUGUUGUAUACAGACCUGUGUGACAUCGAUCAUCGACAUGUGUAACCCAAAUUUGAAUCGGAUCCAAAGGACGGAUUCAGACUAGCCAUGAUCGUAAAUACCUCUCUUGUCAGUGGGACUUCGAGUAUUUGACAGCUGUUUGACGUAUCUGUCGGGAUUCUAUAUUAUAUUGUGAUGGUUUAACGUACUGUUUACAUUAAAUACAUAGAUAUUUACAAUGGCAGACGAACUGUUUACCAAAAAGUUACCGGUUGUAUUCAAAUGUCCGGACCGCGAGGACAGACGCAUGUAUGUGCAUUUAAAAAUGGAGCUGCAAACAGUAUCUUCACCUUUACAUAAAAAGGAGCUUGUUGUUAAAAUGACAGAUGAAAAGGACUUAUUUUUUUUGUACACUCUGCGAAUAGGGGAAGAAGAUUUCCAAAGUUUAAAGAUGCAGCAGGGCCUAUUGGUGGACUUCGCAGCGUUCCCUCAGAAAUUUAUAGAUCUGUUGGAUAUGUGCCUACGAGAGGAACACAAGGAAAUGCCAAAAUUUGUGCUUCACUUUGUGUCUCAGAGUUCAGUAAGUGGAGAUAGAACUAUGUCAAUGCUGAAUGUGAUAGAGACAAAUCCAUUUAAACAUCUGACCCACCUCAGUCUCAAGUUUUUCCCUGGUACUGAUUCUGACGUGAAGAAAUACUUAGCAGAUUGCCUGAAGCAGCUGAGGGAUACCAAUGCAUUGUUACAACAGAGAUUGGAGCACACAGAUGCUGAUCUUAACCACAAGUUACAGCAAACACAGGAGACACUGUCAUCCAAGUCUGUAGAGCUGGACCAUUUGAAGGCUGAGUGGACAGCUAAGCUAACCGACCUGGCUGCCAGACAUAAACAUGAGAUGGCUACAGAGAAGGAAAAGACUCUACAGAUGCAAAGUAAUUAUCAACAGAAGCAGGACAGAGAUCGCAAGGAUAUGGAACAGGCUCACAUGAAAAUUGUGAAACAGAUGGAAUCAAAGUUAUAUGACUUAGAAGGUUCCAAUAAGGAUUUAGUAGACCGUAAGUACAAGUCUGAGUCAAGUAUUCGGGAAAUGAAAUCCAAGUUAUCAGCAUUAGAGGAGGAGCAUGUGCGAGCCAAACAGGAACUACAGGGUUUGAGGAAACAGAACACAUCCCUCGAUGGAGAAUAUCAUGAACAGGAGAAAGUCAUCAAUCAGCUCAGUACCCGUGUGGCCGUUCUUGAACAGGAGGUCAAAGACAAAGAGCAGGUCAUUGCAAGGUCAACUGAUCUCUUAGGGUCUGAACAGGACCAAAAGAGAAAGUUUGAAGAUGAGGUGGACUACAAAAGUAAAGAUAUUCACAAAUUAGAAAACAAAGUACGAGCUAUGUCAGAGGAGCUGAUGAAAGGCAAUGAGAUCAUCAAGAAAUUACAAGGAGAGAUUAAAAACUAUCACGCAAAGAUUAAGCUGAGGAAUCAGAUAGCCACAGAACAGGAAAAGUUAUUGGGAGAGAAGGAUCAUGAGUUGGAGCGACUCAGACAAGAUUUGGCCACAACUAAGGAUAAUCUCAAGCAAAAAACAGAAGAGAGUGAUAAAUUGAAUGAAAAUCUCAAGGGAACAAUGGAAAAAUUAGAAGAAAGUCGUCAGUUGCUGAAAACAAAUGAAAAUGUGAUACAGUGGUUGAAUAAACAGAUCAACGAGACACAAGUGAAUCACCAGAGGACAGGCAUGUUUGAGAUGCCAGGAGCUACUACCAACUUCAGGCCUUCCUCAGCUAUGCAUAAUUAUAGUACCUCUAGCUAUGGGUCCCAAGGAUCACAUGCCGAGAGUCACAGUGCUGGGGUGGCUAUUCCGAGGUCAUAUCCAAAUCCCCACAGGCAUCAACAGGUACAAUACAACCCAGGCAACCCCAGGAAAAGUGGACUUCCCCAACCCAUGCCAAGCAAAGGGAAGAUGCCACCUGUCCCCAUUCCUGAAGAGAUCAGGCCAAACCACUCUACAGGGUCUGGCGGAUCAGGGGGAGAUAAAGAAAAUGAUCCUCCGUUAGAUCCUAAAUACCUACAGAAGCGUGACGAUGUUAUCCCUCUAAGAGGCCUGGUCCAGCAUUCUCCUCCACCUCCCAUACAGCCUAGUGUUUUACCUCCAAACAACGCCAUCCGACUCAGCCAGCAUGGCAUUGUGCCUAGGACUACACAACCACCAUUAGCCUCAGCCUACUUUCCCGGCCAGAAGAUGUCUUGACAUAUGCACGUUAAGAUAUAUUGGACAAAUAGUAGCUAUGGAUGGCUUCGAAGCAACACUUCAGGAUGUGUUGAAGCACAGAACACUGACUAUAGCGUAAAGUCAAAUGUCUUUCAAUCAUUCUUUUACAUGACAAUAUAGAAAUUCAUGACCACACAAUAAUAUAGGCAGAAAUUCCUUUUGGGCUGCUUAAAAUGAAUCUUAAACAGAAUGAAUUUCAUAUACUAGGGUACCACAUCACAGAAAAUAUAGUUUUAAAAUGAAUUCAUCUGUGGACUGAAAAGUUUUAGUAUCAAUGCAGGAAUAUUCACAAUUAUGAUAAUGACUUAAGACACAGAAUUGGCAAUUUCUUCCAUCCAAGGUUUACAAUGGUACACUUACCUGUGUAAUUUUGAGGAAGAGUUUGCUGUAUAUUUGUGGUUAUGACCAGACUGUGGUAGAGUUCAGUGAUACCAUGUUGACUUAUCAAAGGAUUAAACAAAAGAUGCACAAUAGCACAUUUUAAAUAUGAAUUUACCAAGAAUUAAGCUGCAUCGUGAUUAUAGAGCUCUUUGUUCUUAGAUAUAAUUGCUUUCAUUAAGCAGAAAAAGUUGUCCUCCAAAUUAAGGGUGUUGUGUUUAUGUAUGAUCUAUGCAUUAAAAAAAUAACAAAUGAAGAAUGUGCAAGUGGUCUUAAUGUAGGAGGAAACCAGAGUAGCCUGGCAAUACUGGGACAGGGAUAUACCACCAUAUGUACAGAAACUGUUUUUACAUGUAGGAGGGAACCAGAGUAGUCUGGCAAUACUGGGACAGGGAUAUACCACCAUAUGUACAGAAACUGUUUUACAUGAAGGAGGGAACCAGAGUAGUCUGGCAAUACUGGGACAGGGAUAUACCACCAUAUGUACAGAAACUGUUUUACAUGUAGGAGGAAACCAGAGUAGGCUAUCAAUACUGGGACAGGGAUAUACCACCAUAUGUACAGAAACUGUUUUUACAUGUAGGAGGAAACCAGAGUAGGCUAUCAAUACUGGGACAGGGAUAUACCACCAUAUGUACAGAAACUGUUUUACUUGUAGGAGGAAACCAGAGUAGUCUGGUAAAACUGGGACAGGGAUAUACCACGAUAUGUACAGAAACUGUUUUUACAUGUAGGAGGGAACCAGAGUAGUCUGGCAAUACUGGGACAGGGAUAUACCACCAUAUGUACAGAAACUGUUUUACAUGUAGGAGGAAACCAGAGUAGCCUGGAAUUACUGGGACAGGGAUAUACCACUAUAUGUACAGAAACUGUUUUUACAUGUAGGAGGGAACCAGAGUAGUCUGGCAAUACUGGGACAGGGAUAUACCACCAUAUGUACAGAAACUGUUUUACAUGUAGGAGGGAACCAGAGUAGUCUGGCAAUACUGGGACAGGGAUAUACCACCAUAUGUACAGAAACUGUUUUACAUGUAGGAGGGAACCAGAGUAGGCUAUCAAUACUGGGACAGGGAUAUACCACCAUAUGUACAGAAACUGUUUUUACAUGUAGGAGGAAACCAGAGUAGUCUGACAAUACUGGGACAGGGAUAUACCUCCAUAUGUACAGAAACUGUUUUUACAUGUAGCAUCUCAAACUUCAAAAGAGAUUGUUGAAGACUAGUCCAUAUGUUCUAACUUAUAAAACAAUUGUAUGUGUAAAUAAUUAACAAAGAAAGAUUCACAUUAAUAUGCUAACUUUAUGUUAUUGGAAUGUAUAAAACAAAACAAUCUCCUACAUUUGACAGUCUUAUUAAUAUGUAUUAAGUAUAUUUAGGCUAACCUAUACUACAAAGGUUGUCUUGGUGUGGUAUUUGGUCCUUGCUUUAGUGCAAUAUGCUUAAAAUGUUGAAUUAUAAGGCGUUGUUCAUACUGCAGAAUCAGUAAUCUGUUAUUUCAGUCGAUAUUUCAUGAAUUAAUUUGAAUACAUAAAAAUAUACAUACAAGUCUUACAUUAAAAGCACGUUGACACAUAAGGGGAAACAACUCUGCUAUCCUUGUGUUGGUGAACUUUUAUGUUCAGUCUGUCAACAGUACCUUGAUCCUGUAACAGACAGCUUAACAAAAAAGGAAACAGUGCUAUGACUUGUGAUACGGGUUUCUCAAACAACAGAUAAGAAACAGUGCUAUGACUUUUGAUACAAGUUUCUAAAACAAAGAAGUAUGAGAUCAAUUAAUAUUACCUAUUAAGUUACCACCACUGGUAUAUUUAUGGUAUUGUAUGUGUAGGGAGGUGAUAAAUACCUAUUAAGUUACCACUGGUAUAUUGUCGGUAUUGUAUGUGUAGGGAGGUUAUAAAUACCUAUUAAGUUACCACCACUGGUAUAUUGUCGGUAUUGUAUGUGUAGGGAGGUGAUAAAUACCUAUUAAGUUACUACUGGUAUAUUGUCGGUAUUGUAUGUGUAGGGAGGUGAUAAAUACCUAUUAAGUUACCACUGGUAUAUUGUCGGUAUUGUAUGUGUAGGGAGGUGAUAACAAUAGCCAGCUACACUGCAGCAAUACUGAGACAACACAUUUCAACUUGCAAUAAUAUUAUACCAUUUGUUAAUAGUCAUAUGAUACAGUAUAUCUAUUUAUAUAUAACAUGUACGAUUAAUUAAUAAAUGACUGAAAUGUU
Pecten maximus is the source of this 4919-nucleotide messenger RNA. RefSeq names its product spindle assembly abnormal protein 6 homolog. Gene Ontology annotation, biological process: centriole replication. Lineage: Eukaryota; Metazoa; Mollusca; Bivalvia; Pectinida; Pectinidae. The record is from RefSeq and is a predicted model, not a curated record. Gene Ontology annotation, cellular component: centriole; centrosome.